AAAAAAAAAAAAAAAAAAAAUGCAUGUGGAUUUCAGCGUGAGACUGUCAAGGUUUUGGAGAGUAGGUUCCGUUUAGAACUUCAGACACUUCGUGAGAAGCUGAUCGACCAAGAGUUGGAGGCCAGCAGCUUCCAAGCCAGAGAGAUAGCACUUCAGAAUGACCUGAAGGCAAAGUCAGAACUCGCUGCAGGGUUGAAGGAGGAGAUGAGGAACCUGAAGGACGAGGUAGACUUAAUGAAAAAGAAGCUUCAGGAGAAAGAUGAAGAUUUUGCUCAACUGCAGAGCCAGAUGGAAGACAGAGAAAUUGUCAUGAUGGGGAACAAACAGCAGGUAGAUGAACUCAAAUCCAAAUGUGCCAAUUAUAUGGAGAACAUUCAGGCUCUUGAAGCUCAGUUAUCAGAACUGAAUGCAAAGCACACAGCCACACAAUCAGAACUAGAUAGCCAUCGUGACCAGGUGGCAUCAGUGCAGGGUAAAUUAACAGAAGUUGAGAUUGAGAAGAACAAUUUGACAAGAGAACUUAGUGAGAAGGCAGGGGAACUGGAGAGCCUAAAAGAGAAAAUCAACGAUGCAUCUAAAGAAGAGAGUGAAGUCUUGCAGAAAAAGACAGAACAGGUGGAGGAACUGAGGAAAGCACUGAGAGAUGCCGAGCACUCCCGCAAUACAGCAGAGAAUGCUCUAGUGUCCAAAUCUGAGAUGAUUGAGCAGCUCAAUAACAAAAUUGCCAAUUCUGGCAAUAUGCUAAAGGAUGCAAGCACUAAAACAGCAGCUUUGGAGACAUCCCUAAGAGAAAAGGACAAAGCCUUAGAAAGUCUGCAAGAGCAGGUCAAAGUCAUCAACUCCCUAAAGAAUGACUUGAAUAAGGAGAGAGAGGCUGCUAAGGGGAAAGACGCGGAAAUUGGAGAAAUCAAGAAAAAGCUCCAGGAAACUGAUAAUAAGAAGACGCAGGCUGAGCGGAGCCUCCAGGACACUCAGGAGAACCUGAACAACGUGCAGGCUGCCUCGAAGGCCCUGAAGACAGAGUUGGAGGCCCUGAAGGACAACUUGAAGAAGAAAGCACAAAGCCUGGAGGAGCUGCAAUCCAAGAUGAAGGAUGAGCUCAGUGAGAGGGAGCAGGUCAAGAAGAGCCUCGAUGCAGCACUGAAGGAGGCACAGACCUUCAAGGAAGAGGCGCAAACGCUGCAGUCGCACAGCCAAUCUCUCGAUACUGAUAUGAAGGCAGCUCAAGCAAAGUCAAGUGCCCUGGAUGCUGAGGUGAAGCGCCUGGCCACGGAGAAGAGUAGUCUACAGGAGAGCGUUCUCUCCCUCGAAAAUACCAAGGAGCAGUUAGAAAACUCCCUGAAGAUGCACCAGGAUAAUUCAGCCAAGCAGGUGCAAGAUCUGGAAGGGAAGUGUGAGAGUUUGCAAAGUGAGGCUAAGCAGCUGUCAGAAAAAAUGUCCAGUCUUGUUGCAGAAAAGGCAGAUGUACAGAAGGCAAGAGACAUGGUGGCUCAUGAGUUGAAGGUAGUGAAGGGAGACUUGCAGGUAGCCGAAAAAGGUUCAGCAGAACUAAGGAGUCGGAUUGGGGACUUGGAGAAUGAGACUGCAGCUUUGAUAUCUCAGAAAGAGGCACUAGAAGAGAAAAUUAACUGUCUCCAAGAUAAAGUGAGCGAAGAGACGUCAUUGCGUUCAGCUAUGGCAGGCCAGCACGCAGCGGAAUUGGCAGCGGUGCAUCAGGAGAAGGAGGAAGCAGAAGCCCAGUUGCUCGCCCUAGAGGAGUCCUCUGCCAAACUACAGAAGGACCUCCAGCUUGAAAUUGAUGCCCAGAAGCAAGAGGUAAUGAAGUUAAACGACCAAUUGGAGGGCGAGCACAAGAAGAACAUUGAGUUGGAAGGAAGACUGGCAACACUGGAGGCUGAGGUUGCUAGCUUAGCAGGGGAUAAGCUUGAACUUGAGGUGCGAGUGGAAACUGCAGCAGAGGAGCAGCGCGGGUUAGUGGAGCGCUGCGUUGCUGCUGAGUCUGAGGUUGAGCGCCUGCAGAGUCAGCUCACCCAGUUGAGACGCAAGCUGGAUGACUCCACAGCUGCAUUGCAAGAACUCGGAAGAGAGAAUCAAAACCUGCAGAUGGAAACUAUGAAACUAGCAGGAAGAAAAUGGGUGGAUGACUCAGAGGUGCUAAAUUGCCACAGCUGCAACAAGAAUUUCUCAAUGACAAUAAGACGCCACCAUUGUCGUAACUGCGGACAGAUCUUCUGCAAUGACUGCUCUAGUAAACAGGCCCCUCUGGAAGCUAAUAAGAAGUCAGUCAGAGUUUGUGAUGGCUGCUACAGUGAGCUCACGUCAAAAAUGUGAAAAUCGGUCGGAGGGAUAACUUUUCGGUCCUUUGGCAUAAAUUGUAAAUUUUGUUAAUAUUGAUGAAUUGUCUCAAAUUAUUGAUGGGUUGAUUGACAUUUUUUGUUGUUGUUGUUGUUUUUUUUUUUUUUUUUUUGUAUCAAAGCUUAUUGGAUGUUUUACUAUACUGAUGCACAGAUACUAGUGCAGUUGUUUGAUAAUCAUCUCUUUUAGUUUAGUGACACUCCUCUCUUUCUCCUUUGUUACCCCCACCCAUCCCUCUCUCUCUCUCUCGCUCUCGCUCUCUCUCUCUCUCUCUCUCUCUCUCUCUCUCUCUCUCUCUCUCUCUCUCUCU
Penaeus indicus is the source of this 2665-nucleotide messenger RNA. RefSeq names its product early endosome antigen 1-like. Lineage: Eukaryota; Metazoa; Arthropoda; Malacostraca; Decapoda; Penaeidae. Gene Ontology annotation, molecular function: 1-phosphatidylinositol binding; metal ion binding. Gene Ontology annotation, cellular component: early endosome. The transcript is spliced from 10 exons. Gene Ontology annotation, biological process: endocytosis. The record is from RefSeq and is a predicted model, not a curated record. The annotation marks the transcript as partial.